CAAAAAAGCAAGAAUAACACAAAUUGCAGUAAGCAGCUUUAAUGUUUGUCUGGGGUAAACGCAGAAUCUUGACAAAUGUAAGGCCACUUCAAGCUUUGGGGCAACUUCUGUAGAUGUAUGGACUUAAUUGCCGUGCUAAAGAAUUUCCUUCUUUAAAAAGUCAGAAAGCUUCAGAAUCAGUAAAUACAUUUAAGUAAUUUAAUUUUGAACAAUAUUUGCUUCAUUGGCAGGGAUUGAGAUUGGAAAGGGAUCCCCUCUUUGUCUGAACCCCUAGACCAGUGUUUUCUCAACCUCAGCAACUUUAGGAUGUAUGGACUAAUUCCCCAGCCAACAAGUCUGGUUGAAGAAUUCUGGGAGUUGAAGUCUGUGUAUCUUCAAAGUUGCCAAUGUUAAAAAAAAAAAACUGAUGUAAGAGAAAUUUCCCACCCAUACAGAAAGGUUUUUAAUUUAGCAGAGUCUCCUGGAAUGAUUCCAUGUUUCUUGGUGCCUGUGUUCUCUUCCAUUCCUUUCCCAGCUUCCCACAAUUUCUCAUAACAUCAUUCCAACCCCCCCAAAGAUGUAUGAAUACAGCCAACACAAUUGCAAGCAAUGCCAGGAGGGAGGAAUGGGCGGGGAGGACAUUGCCCCUUCUUCUCUUCUAUUAAAAUUGGGGACUUUUCAUGAUGAGGAUCUUUUACUACAGAAAACCUUUCCUUGCUCUUCCAGUCUAACAUUCUCCAUCAUUCAUUGUCUCCCUGUUGCUGCACUGGUUGCUAAGGGGAUGGUUGCCAGGAGGUAUGCAAGUCAAACAAUGACUGACUCAUCUUGCUCUUACCUCCAGCCAAAGGUAAACUCUCUUAAGCUGGCCUGGGCUGCAGGAGGGGACAUCACAGGCUUGCUAUGGACUUCCGUAACCUGUCAUACCGGGAUUUGGUAUUAAAUCGUCCAUAUGUCCCUCUUCACACCUUAGAGACUGACUUCCCCACUCCACUGUACAGUGAUCAGCACCUUUCUCUGAGGGGACCCCGGAAUGCCCCUGUUAUAAAAGAGGCCGUACGCUGGAAAUUCACCCCUAUGGGGUGGGAUGCCAUCCCUCAAACCUGGUAUACCGGCCUGACAAACAGCCAUAACCGUGAUGCCUGGUACACCAUCACUGAGCCCGUGGGCCGAGAGACCUACCACCGGUGGCUGAGGUCCAAUGCUAAACAGGAGAAGACUCUACCACCUGGUUACACCCAGCAUUUGCGAGAGAGCAGCUGGUAUGAUCCAAUCAUCCCUCCUCAGUAUUCGGAUCCUAACACACGAUGGGGUGCUUUUCUAUGGAAGGAUAAGAGUAUUCCUGGCAAAGAAUAUGUUGUCAACCGCAAUCGCUGUGCUGAGGAACUGAAGGGAAAACCAGGCUACGUGCCCCACCUUUCUCUCCACACCCCAGUCUUCACAGCAAAAGACUACCGCACCUGGAGGAUGUUCAGCCACCAGCCUUCAACCAACAACCAGUAAAGCUUCUUCAGCUGCUUGACGUGAUGUGAUAAUCCUCCUUCGUGGUGCAAGGUGGGGAACAGCAUCUCCCCUUUGUGCUCAGGGCCCAUGUCCUAGGCCCAGAGCCUUGGAGUGAUGUGGCAUGGCAGCAUACCCCACAGCCUGGAACAUGUGGAUGUGGCCAAUUUGUUGCGACAGUGCUGUAAAAGGAGGGAGCUGAAAACGCUUCAUCCUUUUACCUGUGUAUUUGUUUUCUAAUGAAAUUGUUGGGCAGACAAUUCUUCAUGUACUUCUUUAUGCAAUGCAGAAAUAACUGGUGGGACUCCCUAUCAUCAUGGGAUAACAAUAGCACUUAGAUUUAUAUACUGCUUCACAGUGCAGAAAUAACUGGUGUGACUCCCUAUCAUCAUGGGAUAGCAUUAGCACUCAGAUUUAUAUACUGCUUCAUAGUGCUUUACAGCCCUCUAUAAGUGGUUUACAGAGUCAGCAUAUUGCCCCCAAUAAUCCUCAGAAGGUUGGAAGGCUGAAUCAAUUUUGAGCAGGUGAGAAUCAAACUGCUGGCAGUCGGCAGAAUUAGCCUACAAUGUUGCAUUCUAAGCAUUGCGCCAAUAUGGCUCUUUAGGAUGACUCUCUACUUCAGGGGUCUUCAAACUCGGCCCUUUUAUGACUCAUGGACUUCAACUCCCA
This is a messenger RNA of Crotalus tigris (Tiger rattlesnake), 2145 nucleotides long. It is a transcript of the gene TEKTIP1, whose product is annotated as chromosome unknown C19orf71 homolog. The record is from RefSeq and is a predicted model, not a curated record. Lineage: Eukaryota; Metazoa; Chordata; Lepidosauria; Squamata; Viperidae. The transcript has 4 exons. The coding region runs from base 880 to 1479 and encodes 199 amino acids.